This is a messenger RNA of Rhizopus microsporus ATCC 52813, 493 nucleotides long. RefSeq lists its product as uncharacterized. Bases 42 to 260 code for a protein of 72 amino acids. The record is from RefSeq and is a predicted model, not a curated record. Lineage: Eukaryota; Fungi; Mucoromycota; Mucoromycetes; Mucorales; Rhizopodaceae. The transcript has a single exon.
GCAUUUCUUUUUCUUCUUAACCCCUCUUGUCAACAAUACACAUGUCUCCUACCGUCUUACCCAACAACAACAAUAACAAUAAUAGGAUGAUGACAAGAGACGAAAUCAUGAAAUUGGCAAGAAAUGAAUAUGCUCGUCAAUUAUCAAAAUAUACCAAAGCACAAUUGCUGAAAAAUAAUAUUCAAGUGAACAAGACAUCCGAAAGUGAUACAAAGUUAUCUUCGUCCAGGGGUCAGCAAGCCAAUCUCACACAACAGUAAAAGCUUUGGCUGCCUUAUUUGUAAAUAACCGAAAUUGACUCUCAACUCACACAUAUAUAUCCUCUCUUACACUAUCGCUACCGCUGCAAUAAUCAUUUUUUCAUUGGGCAUUUUUUUUUCUCUUUAUUUCUUUCUUUUUUUUUUGUAUAUAAAAUAUUUUAUAUUCAUAACGCAUAUAUAAAUAUUCCCAUAAAUAAAAAGUCUUUUUUCUUGAAUUAAUAAAAGAUCUCGAC